CCGUGAUAGUCGCUUUUAUUCUCGCGAUAUUUCCGGGUACGCGGGAGUCCCGGCGACCCGGGCUUCUGUGAAAGAUGGCGGUAGGCUGGGAUCGUAACCUAAGAAAACUAAGUGCAUGAGAAAAAAAUCAUAAUUCGAAGUCUGCUUUGUGAGCAUGGAACCAGCAAGGGAAGCAUGACUAUAUGAAGGAAGAGGAAGGUUUUCCUGAAGAUGAGGCGACUGAAUCGGAAAAAAACUUUAAGUUUGGUAAAAGAGUUGGAUGCCUUUCCAAAGGUUCCUGAGAGCUAUGUAGAGACAUCAGCUAGUGGAGGUACAGUUUCUCUAAUAGCAUUUACCACUAUGGCUUUAUUAACCAUAAUGGAAUUCUCAGUAUAUCAAGAUACAUGGAUGAAGUAUGAAUAUGAAGUAGACAAGGAUUUUUCUAGCAAAUUGAGAAUCAAUAUAGAUAUUACUGUUGCCAUGAAGUGUCAAUAUGUUGGAGCAGAUGUAUUGGAUUUAGCAGAAACAAUGGUUGCAUCUGCAGAUGGUCUAGUUUAUGAACCAACAGUAUUUGAUCUUUCACCACAGCAGAAAGAAUGGCAGAGGAUGCUGCAGCUGAUUCAGAGUAGGCUACAAGAAGAGCAUUCACUUCAAGAUGUGAUAUUUAAAAGUGCUUUUAAAAGUGCAUCAACAGCUCUUCCACCAAGGGAAGAUGAUUCAUCACAGUCUCCAGAUGCAUGCAGAAUUCAUGGUCAUCUGUAUGUCAAUAAAGUAGCCGGGAAUUUUCACAUAACAGUGGGCAAGGCAAUUCCACAUCCUCGCGGUCAUGCACAUUUGGCAGCACUAGUCAACCAUGACUCUUACAACUUUUCUCAUAGAAUAGAUCAUUUGUCUUUUGGAGAGCUUGUUCCAGCAAUUAUUAAUCCUUUAGAUGGAACUGAAAAAAUUGCUAUAGAUCACAACCAGAUGUUCCAAUAUUUUAUUACAGUUGUGCCAACAAAACUACAUACAUAUAAAAUAUCAGCAGACACCCAUCAGUUUUCUGUGACAGAGAGGGAACGUAUCAUUAACCAUGCUGCAGGCAGCCAUGGAGUCUCUGGGAUAUUUAUGAAAUAUGAUCUCAGUUCUCUUAUGGUGACAGUUACUGAGGAGCAUAUGCCAUUCUGGCAGUUUUUUGUAAGACUCUGUGGUAUUGUUGGAGGAAUCUUUUCAACAACAGGCAUGUUACAUGGAAUUGGAAAAUUUAUAGUUGAAAUAAUUUGCUGUCGUUUCAGACUUGGAUCCUAUAAACCUGUCAAUUCUGUUCCCUUUGAGGAUGGCCACACAGACAACCACUUACCUCUUUUAGAAAAUAAUACACAUUAACACCUCCCAAGUGAAGGAGAAAAACUUUUUGCCUGAGACAUAAAACCUUUUUUUAAUAAUAAAAUAUUGUGCAAUAUAUUCAAAGAAAAGAAAACACAAAUAAGCAGGAAACAUACUUGUUUUAAAAAAGAAAAAAAAAGGAAAAAAAGAACCCCAAACUGAAAUUCUUAUAUUUGUUGUGUCUGUUACAAAUGUCAUAGAAGAAAUAAUGCAGCUAAACAGUGAAGAAGCCCAACUGGAGUGUUGCUUUGAAGAUGACGCCUUCUUAAAUUUUCACACAAAAUGAGCAGUAUCGAAAUCAGACUUGGAUUCUUGGUGAUAAAAAGCCUGAAGGAAAUAAGUGAAACCACAUCUAUCUAUAGAAAAAAAAAAAAAAGUUGAGAAGUGCAAAUGUUUGCAUCCUUUUGUUUUUAAAAGAUAUGAUAUCAGAAUAAAAUGUGGAAAACAUAUGGAAAACUAGUCUAGACUUUAAAGAAUUGUGAUCAGGUCAAAAUAAAAACAGGGACUAGUCCCUAUGUUAUAGCCAUAUUAAUGUUAAGCCAUAUUGAGAAGACCAUUUAUCCACUAACUUGGUCUAAAAAAGUAACUGCUUUUCUUUGGACUCUGGUUAUUGACUUUUUUAACUGAUGAAGGUAGAGUCUUAGAAGAUCAAGGUCAGUUCUUACAGGCGCAGGUAUGUAGGUGUUAUGUAACAGAGGUGUCAUUCACAAAUGGUAUAGUAGUCUCUUACACAGGGAAAAGAAAGCACAUUUUUUAAAAAGAUGCCAAGUUUCCAAAUCUAAUCAUUAUAUUAUUGGUAUAUUUUGGGGGACAUAGGGUGAGUUAUUUAAAAGAUCCACUACUGAUAGUGAAAAUUAUCAGCUUGUAAAACAUUAAGUAAGAGAAAAAUAGAAUAUUUUAUACAUGUGGUAAGUGGGGAACAGGGUAACUUUUAAAUGAAAGUGUAAGGCAAACUUUAAGCACAAGAUAUAUCAGAUCUGAGAGGUGCCAUAUUAAUGUUCAUUAAACUGUAAAACUGGAUUAUGAAAGAAGUAUUUGCAUUCAGAGUGUCCUGAAUAUGAAUGAUUCUGUAUUAGAUUGUUUUCUAACUUUCUUAACUAUUUAAGGGUUGGUUCUAAAUCUUCAGAAUAUAAAAGAUUAAAAGUAGAGGGAGCUAUCAUACAGGUACUAUUAAAAGCUGUAUUUGGAGUAUGUAUGCCAGUAUCAGUUUUCCUUUUGUAAUACUGAAUGAUGGUAGAAGAAUCAUCAACCAAUCCCCAAAGUUGAAAUCAUUUAGAGAAAUGGGAAAACAAAAUUCCAGGUAAAUAACAAGACUGGAAGACUAAGUUACAGUUUUUCAAAUGGAUUUAUUUUAAAGACAAAGUUAUAAAAACAGGAUGAACAAUAUAAUGGGGAAAAGGAGAAAUAGUGAUGGGUCUAUUUUGCAUUAAAAUUUAUGCAGAAUGACAUUCUGCAGAAAAUAAGCAUCAUUUUAAAAAAUGAUAAUCGUUAACAGCCAUGAAGUUAACUGAUGAAAGUAGAUGAUACACUUUGAAAGAUUUUGAAUCCAGAAAAUUCUAAAUAGUAAAUGAAGCUUCUCUAGGUUUUGAUUUUUUUUUUCCUUCAGAUUAUUUCCAACAAAGUUGGGCUAUAAACUAACGAAACAUCUGUCAACAGGAAUUUUAACAGGAAAGAAUUAGAAUUUUAGACUGUCCUUUAAGUAUCCUUGUGAGAAAAUUCAAUCGAGUUUUGUUUUUUUUCUAAAUGGGAGGGAAAACAAUAUUGAUUUAGGAUUAUUUUAGAACAGUUAAGUAUCUUUAAAAAGGAUUUAAAAAAUUCUUUUGAUACUUAUGAUUUUUGUUUUCAUAUUUUCCAAAUACCAUAUUAAAAUUUUAAUUUUAAUGAGAUCUCCAUAUUAAAAUUUUAAUGAGAAUUUAUUUAAAGCAAAAUUCUGCUUUGCCAUUGAUUUACAUUUUAAAGGUUGAAGGCUUCCAUCUGAAACUCCGCAAAUAGAGUCAGAUUUUUGGCAAUGGAAGUAUUAAAAUUCCAGCCAGCCAUUUGGAUGAUGAAGUUUACCUGCCUAUUAGGAUUUGUUAGGAGUUUUUGGCCUCACCAACUGUUUUCUAUUGCAGAGAGCACUUUAUUCACCUGCCUAUUGUGCAGCUUUCCCUCUGCGUGGAGGUGCCUCCAGCCAGGAUACCCUACUUUAUUACCCAAUUCUCCUUUUCAUUUUACAAGAGUAUUCGUAAUAUCUAUAUGUAUGUAGUAUUCCAGAUACAUAUGUAAAAGUCUGAGACCUCAAACUAUAUGAAAUGGAUUUUUUAAAAGUUACAGUUUGCAUACAUUGGCCUAUAAAGAAGAGUAAAUAUUUAGGUGAAUAAUUCCCUUCUUCGGUAUUUGUACACUUCAGACUACCUCUUAGGAAAAGCUUAACUUAGUAUUACAAAAUUACCUUUAUUAUUAUUUUUUUUUUUUUUAGAAAGAGAUGGGGCCUCUCGCUGUUGCCCAGGCUAAAGUGCAGUGGUGCGAUCAUAACUCACCGCAUCCUGGAACUCAUGGGUUAAAGCAAUCCUCCUGCCUCAAUCUGCUGAGUAGGUAGGACUACAGGCAUGCACCAACAAACCUGGCUAGUUCUUUUUCAUUUAUAUAGGUAGAGUCUUUCUGUGUUGCCCAGGCCGGACUCCAACUCCUGGACUCAAGUAAUCCUCCCACCUUAGGCUGCUGCAUUGCUGGGAUUAUAGGCAUGAGCUACACUGCACCUGGUACUCAAAUUACUUCUAGUUCUCAACUUAGAUGAUUAAUAUCACACUUUUCUCAUAUACAUUUUAUGAUAGCAUUGAAUUUUUAUAAUUAAAAGUUUACUAAUGCAAA
Molecule: messenger RNA, 4194 nt
Organism: Cebus imitator (Panamanian white-faced capuchin)
Lineage: Eukaryota; Metazoa; Chordata; Mammalia; Primates; Cebidae
Gene: ERGIC2
Product: ERGIC and golgi 2
Exons: 15
Coding region: 211-1344 (377 amino acids)
Biological process (GO): endoplasmic reticulum to Golgi vesicle-mediated transport; retrograde vesicle-mediated transport, Golgi to endoplasmic reticulum
Cellular component (GO): COPII-coated ER to Golgi transport vesicle; membrane; endoplasmic reticulum
Source: RefSeq, a predicted model, not a curated record